Molecule: messenger RNA, 2064 nt
Organism: Schistosoma intercalatum
Lineage: Eukaryota; Metazoa; Platyhelminthes; Trematoda; Strigeidida; Schistosomatidae
Source: the annotation of a GenBank genome assembly
AUGACAAUGAUGAUGCAUAAUUCAUACAAGUCAUCAUCUCAAUUCAAAACAUCUCUUGACAACUAUCCAGAAUUACAAACAUAUCAAGCAACGCCUGAAGAAAAAUGCAAGACUAUCGUCAACUCAAUAUUCUAUUUGCUGAUUACAAUUCUGAUUGGAGUACCUUUAUGGUGGAAAACUACUACACCAUAUCACGCUUCAUUGCCUUAUAACGAGAUUCAAAUAUUAAGCUCGCGUAAAAUUGAGAUAACUGUACCAAUCAAUGUGCUCAAUUUUCAUGCUGAACUUGAUGAUCGAAGUCUACACCAAAUCAGUGAAAUAUUUACCCGUUUUAAUUUGGAGCAGCAAGCAUUUACGGUGACAGAUGGCUCUGAUGAAAUUUUAAUGAAUUAUCAUGUAAAUACCAGACAAAUGAUGAAUCAUUUAGAAAUCCGAACAUAUACAAAGUCGCUUUCAAAUGAUAUUCUUAGCUUUUGGUUAACAUUUGAAAAAAAUUUAAGCUUAUUGAAUGCUUUCGAUAUAAAAGACACUCCGAAGAGCUUUGAAAACGAUCAUCUUAUUGAACAAAGAAGAAACAGCAGUUCAUCUGUUUAUCAUUUUCUAUUAUUACCAAUGGUCAAUAUUGAUAAUUUAUGGUUAGAGGGGAUGAAUUUUAACAAAUCUACUACAUCAGUGAAACCAUUUUCAAUUAUUAGAAAUUUAUUACAUUUGAAUUUAAUCUACAUUUUUAUUCCACCGACAAUUAUGUCAAGUGAAAAUAGUCAACUUCCAGAGGUAUUAGCAUUACAUAUGAAAUAUUUAUUAGAUAAUGUUUUGAUACAAACCAAUCAUCUUAUGAAACUUGUACGAAAAUACGAUAAUCCUGCAAAUUUGUCCCCUGGUCAGUACAAUCAAAUCUCGAAAAUUAUAGAUAAACCAUUGUCUGUAUCUAGUAUGUACGAUGUAACUGUUACAGUGCUUACACUCGAUGAUUCUGUUUCACAAUUAGUAGAAGAAUCUAAUGAAAUAUCGGUUUGGACUAAUGAAAUGUUGAUAAAUCCUAUACCAUGGUUAAAAGCACACGUAGGAUCAGCUUUUAAAAAUUGGUCGCCUUUUGUUCAAGUCGAUUUCUAUUCACAGAGACUUUAUGGAGUUAGUGCUGAACUGUUGAAAAAAAGUCAAUUGUCAAAAACCGGAAACUAUACAUUUUAUUCUCAAGGUGAUAUAUCCAAUCUGAUUAAUUAUUUAGAAUCAUUUUUGGGACCUCCUCAAACAGCGUAUGCAGAUAAUCUCGAUGUGGCUCGUUCUAAUCCAGGUCUACAUCUUUUUUUGUUAUUAAAUACUUUUAAAAGAAAUAAUUCACACGGAGUUGACUGUCCCUUACCUUUAAGAUUUCAUAUAUCAUCAUAUUCAUCUGUAGUAAUAACUGACUAUGCACUUGUACCUCAAUGGGGUGGUCUACUUUCUAUUGAUGCUUCUGAUUGUAUGACAAGGACUGGAUCAACCAAGAUGAUUGCACGAAAAAUUAUUUAUGUGAUACGUUCAAUAUUAGGUUUUCCACAAAUCAAAGAAAUGUAUUUUGAUCGGGAUGAGGAUAAUAGUCACACCUAUCAUAUUCAAUCUAACAUGGACUUAAAUGGUCAAACAACGAAUUGGGAGCUUAACUUGUGGUUUCUUCGACGAACUAUUGAAUGUCUUACUGAGACAAAACGAACUAUUGAAUCAUUAAUAAACAUACUACAACGCCUUCCAAACAUGAUUAUACGAGAUGAUGUUGCUCAUGAAGUAUAUCACUCAUGUUCGAAUUGGUCAUUAGCUCUUGACAAUCUCAAAAAACCAGAUGAAAUAAACAAUUCAGCGUCGUCACACGAGAUUAUGUGCUCCUUUGGUGUUACAUUCCAAUAUGCACAUAAUGCUUUAAUUUCUUCAAAUGGCGCGUUUUUCGACCACAGCUUGCUUGGUCUUUUAUAUUUCGAGGAUGACCAAAAAUAUGGUAUUUAUACGCCGCUUUUCGUACCAAUUGGUUUCGCCUUAUUCCUGUCAACGUAUCGAACAUUUAAACUAGUAUUCCGUCACAAAAACUAA